AUGCCUGUUGAUCCAGAAAAAUUAGCUAAAUUACAAAAGGGAGCUGCCAAAAAAAUUGGUGGUACCAGAGUUAAAGCUAAAAAGGUUGUUAAAGAACAAGAUGAUACUAAAUUAAUUGAAGCUUUAGCUAAAUUAAAAGCUACUAAAGUUGAAGGAGUUGAAGAAGCCAAUUUCUUUAAGGAAGAUGGUACCGUUUUACAUUUCAACAGAGUUGGUGUUCAAGGUGCUGCUGCCAAUAAUACUUUUGCUUUCACUGGUUAUCCUCAAGAAAAGAAAGUUACUGAUUUAAUUCCUCAAAUUUUACCUCAAUUAGGUGCUGAAAAUUUAGAAAUUUUAAGACAAUUAGCUGAACAAUUACAAGCUGGAAAGACUCCUUCUGAAUUACAAGCUCAAGCUGGUGGUAUUGAAGAAGAUAUUCCAGAUUUAAUUGAAGGUCAAUCUUUUGAUGACGUUGAAUAA
Molecule: messenger RNA, 459 nt
Organism: Scheffersomyces coipomensis
Lineage: Eukaryota; Fungi; Ascomycota; Pichiomycetes; Serinales; Debaryomycetaceae
Gene: EGD1
Product: Egd1p
Exons: 1
Coding region: 1-459 (152 amino acids)
Cellular component (GO): nascent polypeptide-associated complex; cytosol
Source: RefSeq, a predicted model, not a curated record